Molecule: messenger RNA, 1425 nt
Organism: Micromonas commoda
Lineage: Eukaryota; Viridiplantae; Chlorophyta; Mamiellophyceae; Mamiellales; Mamiellaceae
Exons: 1
Biological process (GO): L-threonine catabolic process; L-serine catabolic process
Molecular function (GO): L-serine ammonia-lyase activity; threonine deaminase activity
Source: RefSeq, a predicted model, not a curated record
AUGACCGGUGUCUCGAGCGCGCUGUGCGGAACCCCGCUAGCGGCGCGGACCCGACCCACCGCAACUCUCAGAUCUUCGACCGCCCGACGCGUCAAAAACAACAACUGCAGGCGCGUGGUGCGCUGUGCCGUGCAGGAGCCCGAGGAGGACAUCGUCUCUCGCGCCGCGCGAGGGUGCGACCCCUCCAAUGAAGAAGAGUGCAUCAUCACUCCUCGUCAGGUCGUAAACGGCCUCGAGCUCCCCUCCUUCGAGGACGUCUCCACCGCGCACUUCCGCAUCCGCUCGGGCGUGGUGAGAACCAGGUGCACGCACAGCCGAACGCUCAGCGCGCUCACGGGCAUGAAAAUCUACCUCAAGCACGAGUGGGAACAGGCCACCGGUUCCUUCAAGGAACGUGGCGCGCGCAACUCCCUCCUCGCGCUCGAUCCGGAGCAAAAGAAGAAGGGCGUCGUUGCCGCCUCCGCCGGUAACCACGCGCUCGCUCUCGCGUACCACGGCCGCGAGCUCGGUAUCCCCGUCACCGUGCUCAUGCCCUCCAUCGCGCCCCUGACCAAGAUCACGAAGUGCCGCGCGCUCGAAGCCAACGUCGUUCUCGAGGGCGACACCAUCGCGGACGCCGCGCUCGCCGCCAGGUCCUACGUCGAGAACGACGGCAUGAAGUACAUCAACGGCUUUGAUGACUUCAACAUCAUUUCGGGCGCCGGCUCGGUCGGCCUCGAGAUUCUCGAGGACGCUAAGGACAUCGACGCCAUCGUCGUGCCUGUGGGAGGCGGCGGCCUCAUCGCGGGUAUCGCGCUCGCGGUCAAGACCAUCAACCCCAAGGUUCAGAUCAUCGGCGUCGAGCCCGAUCGAUGCCCGUCCAUGGCGGCGGCGAUGGCAGCGGGACAGGUUGUCAAGGUUCCGACGGCGCCGACGCUCGCCGACGGCCUCGCCGUGCCCACCGUCGGACCGCGCUCGUUCGAAGUGCUCAGACCAAGGGUCGAUAAGCUCGUCACCGUGUCCGAGAAGGACAUCUCUGUCGCGCUCCUUCGCCUGGUUGAGACUGAGAAGCUCGUCCAGGAGGGCGCAGGCGCCGCGGGAAUCGCCGCGUGCCUCGCCGGUAAGCUGCCCGAGCUCGAGGGCAAGAACGUCGCCGUCCUGCUUUGCGGUGGUAACAUCGAUACCUCCACCCUCGGGAACGUGCUCGAGCGCGGUCUGGUCAACGACGGCCGACUCAUCCGCUUCUCCGCGGUUGUGCCCGACAGACCAGGCGGCAUCGCCGGCUUGUGUGCCGUCAUCGCCUUCGUCGGGGCGUCCAUCAAGCAGAUCGUCCACGAGCGCGCCUGGCUCCAAGAGGACUCCCACGCUGUCCAGGUCGACGUGACCUGCGAGCUGACGGGCGACGAGAUGAAGGAGGCGCUGUACAAGGCCCUCUCUGAGAAGUAC